Messenger RNA from Psilocybe cubensis, 1227 nucleotides. RefSeq lists its product as uncharacterized. The record is from RefSeq and is a predicted model, not a curated record. Bases 1 to 1227 code for a protein of 408 amino acids. The transcript is spliced from 10 exons. NCBI's taxonomy places the organism in Eukaryota, Fungi, Basidiomycota, Agaricomycetes, Agaricales, Agrocybaceae. Gene Ontology annotation, biological process: transmembrane transport. Gene Ontology annotation, molecular function: transmembrane transporter activity.
AUGCCCGGAACUAAUGCAGUCUAUUCAGUAUGGAAUAUUGCCUGUGGAUUUGCCAAAAGCAAAAACCAACUGUUGGUAUUUCGCUUUCUGGCAGGUCUUGGGGGCAGCGCACCGCUGGCGAUCGGAGGUGGUGUCAUUGGUGACGUUUGGAGAGCAGAAGAGAGGGGACAGGCGAUUGCAAUAUACUCUCUCGCACCACUUUUAGGCCCUGUUAUUGGCCCUAUGUGUGGUGCAUGGAUCGCAGAAAGGUCGACUUAUAAAUGGGUUCUGUGGUCUACAAGUAUCGUUGAUGUCCUGGUGCAACUUUCUGGGUUAUUCUUUUUACGCGAAACAUUCGCUCCUGUACUUCUCGAAAGAAAGGCCAAACAAAUCAGGGCUAGGCUUGAUCUCGAGAAUGGUUCCAAACGAGAAGUCCGGACUGUCUUCGAUUCCACGGACCGAACAUGGAAAACUAUCUUCUCCAAAGCACUGACACGCCCAUUUCAACUGUUUAUCCACGAGACGAUCGUACAGAUCCUUGGAAUCUACAUGGCCUUUGUGUAUGGACUUUUCUACCUCUUUCUUACGACUAUUCCCGCCAUAUUUAGCGGUAUAUACCACGAAGGCUCUGGUAUCGGGGGGUUGAACUAUCUCGCAUUAGGACUGGGACUCGUCGUCACCUCUCAGGUAAACGGCCGAUAUAUGGAUACCAUCUAUAGAUACCUGAAAAGCAAGAAUGGAAAUGUUGGUGAACCUGAGUUUCGUCUUCCUACUCUUGCUCCGGGCUCGCUGUUACUCCCCCUUGGACUUCUACUAAGCGGCUGGAGCGCACAGAACAGGCUUCAUUGGAUUCUUGUAGACAUUGGUCUUGCCUGUGUCGGAUCAGGGCUAAUCCUUGUUUACCAAGGGAUACAAACCUACGUCGUCGAUACAUUUACAUUGCAUGCCGCAUCUGCGCUUGCUGCAGUCUCUACACUGCGAGCACUAGCUGGUUUCGGUUUCCCACUUUUUGCGCCUUCUAUGUAUGCAUCACUCGGAUAUGGUAAGGGAAAUACUAUUUUGGCGUGUUGUGCUAUUGGAUUGGGAUGUCCAGCGCCUGUUCUUCUAUGGAAGUAUGGAAAGAUGAUCAGGAUGGGCAGUCGAUACGCGAACAAGCAAGUUCAGAUCAAUUUAUCGCCAUCAACAGCGAGCACAACUCCUGCCUCAGGAUCAACCCUCGAGGUCGAUACUAAACAAAACACAAAUUAG